AUGGGCGCCAUUUACGAGCCAGCCGCGCCGUCAACCCCAUGCAUCGUUGUGGCCACAACGCCGCCGCAUUCCUGUGACGCUACCCUAAUGCCUCGCUGUUUUCCACGCAAUCGAAGCGAUAGGAGGAUCUUGCGAAUCUUCCAAGCCAACGUAGGCAAGAUUCCGCCGGCACACGAUUGUGCCCUUGCGUUGGCCGACUCGGAACAAUACGACAUUAUUUUGUUGCAGGAGCCAUGGACAGGACUGAAAGAUGGCCGAUGCCUCACUAAGACGCAUCAGGCCUACGACACCUUCUCACCCGUCAACGACUGGGACGGCCGCGACACUCGCCCGAGAGUCAUGACAUACGUCCGGCGUUCCGCAGGUCUCGUCGCUGAUCAAAAGAGACCUGCGGCGACUCGUGACAUCCUUUGGCUCACCGUCAACGGCAUAACAGUCGUCAACUUCUAUCGGCAGCCGUACCACGACGGAGCCCUUGAAAUCUUGCUUCAGUGGACCGUACCGGACAAGUGUCUUGUUGCUGGUGAUUUCAAUGCCAAACAUCCCAGCUGGCAGGCCGGUCGACGAGAGGACCGCGGCGAAGAAAUAGCGUUUUGGGCAAUGGACAAUCGACUCGGCUUACUGAAUCCUGUCGAUGUCCCGACCAACGCACACGGCAAUACGGUUGAUCUCGCCUUCUGCAACAUACCUCUGGCCGACGCUGUUGUCGAGGAUCAUCUAGCAACCGGCUCCGAUCAUUUUACCCUUAGUAUCACGCUGCCAGGACAAGUUCUGGCACCCCUUCCAAUAGGAAAGAUCCAUCUCAACUCCGACGAGGAAUUGAAGCGAUUCAUUGAAUUAGUGGAGGCCGGUGCCGCCUUCAUCCCGAUCACCACGGCAUCUCCUUCCGAGCUCGACAGCUUUGCGUCGGCGCUCGUGAACCUUCUUGGUUGUGCAGCCAGAGCUGCCGGUCGACCUGCCCGUAAGACUACGCAUGGUGCGCGGUGGUGGACUGAAGAAUGCGCAAAGGCGGCGGCCAAUUACCGCGCGUGGAGGAGAGUUCACUCUCUCGGCUUCGACCGAGAAGUACAGCUAGCCAAGAGGAGCUCCAUAGCGUGCGCCUCCGUCUUCAGGGCGGUCCGCUGGCUGAAGUCUCCAGCUGGAAAGGCCCCCGCCUUGCGACAAGCCACUCUGGAACGGCGCACGGCGAACGACGACAUCCCAGAUCCGUGGAUCUCCGUGAACACAGAUAGGACGAUACCCUUCACCGACCGAGUCUCCGGAGGAGACCCGCGACGCCACGCUACGCACCGGGAAUACGUCCCUGGUCCCGACAAUAUUACGGUGCGGAUGCUCCGCGCUGUCUGGCAUGCGAUCGGAAGUCUCGUCCACCAGCUAUAUCAAGGCUGCCUCAGGAUUGGCCACCAUCCGAAGCCCUUCCGAGAAGCAGAAGUGGUCAUGAUUGCCAAGCCGGGGCGCAGGGAUCUCUACACCCCGCGCUUGGCGCCCCAUCUCCUUUUGUCCUGUCUCGGCAAGGGCCUCGAGCGGCUCAUCGCACGGCGUCAGCGUGGGCCUCGGUCCAUUUCGGCGUACUACACCCACAACAAGCCGGCGCGCUCCGAAGAGAUCGGCCUCCUCCGCAACAGAUUGAUCCUUCGCCUACGGGAGCAAGGGUGGCCACCGAACCUCGCGCGAUGGGUCGGCUCGUUUAUGCAAGACAGGUCGGCACGCAUCCGCUAUCAAGAUAUCGCAACGAAUUCAUCGCCUCCAGUGCGGGCUGCCACAGGAUCCUCAAAAGGGCGUUUCGGCUAUGCGGACGACACUGCCAUCCUUUGCGUCGGCGAUAGCCUGGAUGAGACGUCCGCCGAAGCAUCUCAUCAUGUGCGUGAGCUUGUAUCGUGGGGCGCCGCCAACGGGAUCUCCUUCGACCCUGAGAAGACAGAAGUGAUGCACUUCUCUCGAACGACGCCCAAGACGGCGCCGCCAGUGCUCCAUGGCGAAUUUGAGAAACGGCCGGGCCGGGCGAUGCGUUGGCUCGGCGUCUGGCUCGACAGCACUCUGUCUUUCAAGACUCAUGUCGAGAAAUGGACGGCCAAAGCGCAAGCAGUCGCCUUCCAUCUCAGGAGACUGACAAACACCAGGCAUGGUCCUCUACCGAGCGCUGUGCGACGAGCGGUCUGCGCUUGCGUCAUUCCAGUGCUGCUCUACGCGGCGGAGGUCUGGUAUCCUGGUUCUACGCGCCCGCGCUGGACCAAGCCGGGCAAGGAAGGACCGUCCAGGAUCGGACACCUCGUAAAGAAGAUGAGCAAGGCACUCUACACAUCUCUUCGGGCUAUCCUGCCAGUGUGGAGAACUACACCAACGAAUGUUCUGCACCGGGAGGCAGGGAUACCGCCGGUCCCUCUGCUGCUCGAGGCGCGCCGGACUGCAUUUGCUGCGCGUCUCAAAUCCCUGGACGAAGCUCAUCCGCUGCGGCGCUCCGACGAAUUGCUACCAAGCUGCCCAAGGCCUGCCUUGCUGCAGCGCGGAUUUGUCGAAGAGCAGACUGCGCCUCUGCAGAGUGCAUCGAAAAAUGAGACGGCGAAGAAAUUUCGCGAUUGGCUCCAGGCACUAUCGCCCCGAACUCUGGUCGUCUAUUCCGACGGGUCCCGUUCUACCGAAGGCCACGCCGGAUAUGGCUAUGUUGUUCAUCGGGACGGAUCCACCGUCUUGCGCGACAAGGGCCGUCUCGGGCCCGCCGAGAUUUUCGACGCUGAGGCGAAAGGCAACGAGGAGGCUGAUGCUCUGGCAAAGGCGGGAGCAUCACUGCCAGAACCCGCUGAUAACGUCCCGACGCUAGCGCACCUGCGAAAGAUUGCCCGACAGCAGCCGGAAGAGGCUUUCAAGGCCUGGUGGGAAGCCUCUGCGCCGGAGCGAUACAGAGACCUGAGGCUUAAAGCCACAACCAGCUGCCCGUCAGAAUUGGCGCUCUCUCGGCCCUGCUUCGUAACUUGCUUGCAGCAAGAACCCACCAUGGGGAUUUUGCUGACUACCACGAAAGGUUUGGUCACGACAAUGCGCGACUGA
This is a messenger RNA of Hirsutella rhossiliensis, 3045 nucleotides long. RefSeq names its product endonuclease-reverse transcriptase domain-containing protein. NCBI's taxonomy places the organism in Eukaryota, Fungi, Ascomycota, Sordariomycetes, Hypocreales, Ophiocordycipitaceae. Bases 1 to 3045 code for a protein of 1014 amino acids. The transcript has 8 exons. Gene Ontology annotation, molecular function: catalytic activity. The record is from RefSeq and is a predicted model, not a curated record.